Saccoglossus kowalevskii is the source of this 747-nucleotide messenger RNA. RefSeq names its product tRNA wybutosine-synthesizing protein 5-like. Gene Ontology annotation, molecular function: tRNA binding. Gene Ontology annotation, biological process: wybutosine biosynthetic process. The record is from RefSeq and is a predicted model, not a curated record. NCBI's taxonomy places the organism in Eukaryota, Metazoa, Hemichordata, Enteropneusta, Harrimaniidae.
UAGCUGCAUUGAAAUACAGCUUUUCCUAACACGGUCACGCACAUGUUCGUGGCCUGGUUAUGAAUGGCCGGUUUUAGCGAAACCGUGCGAUGGUGAACCACGUAAAUAUGUCAGAUUAUACAUUGAGAUAUACUGUUAAUAGUGAUGGCAGGUGAUUCCACUAACAAGGUGCAGAUACAAAUUUAUAAUAACAUAACAAAGGAGGAUUUUCUCAAUAAUGUGUAUCCCCUGAGAGUGCCAGUGGUACUGAGAGGAUUGGAUAUUGGAACAUGUACCAACACUUGGACCGUUGAUUAUCUAUGCCAGCAUGCUGGAAAGAAAGAAGUAAAAAUUCAUGUCUGUCAAUCUGCACAGAUGGAUUUCCUGAGUAAAAACUUUAUUUACAAUGACUUUUCAGUAUUCUUUUUCUUGUCUUCCAAACUUUGUCUCCAGGAAGAAAAAUAUUAUCUUAGAUCACUUGGAGAUGAUCCACGGAAGGAUGUUGCUGAUAUUAAGAAACAGUACCCAUCCCUUUGUAAUGACAUCAUACUACCAGAUUUAUUUCCUCAAGAUCAUUUCACUUCCAGUGUGUUUAGAAUUGCAUCAAAAGGCACUCAAUUAUGGACCCACUAUGAUAUAAUGGACAAUUUUUUGAUUCAAAUCAGUGGACUCAAGCGAGCUGUUUUGUUUAGUCCUAGAAAUGCUACUGAUAUGUAUUUAGCAGGUAAUUGUGGUUUUAUUUAUUUGCUGUUAUUGUGUGCGUCAUAA